AUGUUCUCCCGCGCAUUCGUCGCCGCCUGCCUCCUCGCUGUCGCCUACGCGAAGCCGAUCGCCCGCAGCAUGCAGCCUCGGUGCCGCCCCACGGACACCGUGCUCACCGUCAAGGUCCAGGUCGCCCAGAACGACAUCGCUGGGCUCGAGAAGGCGCUCAUGGACGUCUCCACGCCCGGCAACGCGCUCUACGGCCAGCACCUCACCAAGGAGGAGGUCGAGAGCUACACCGCGCCCAAGGCGGAGUCGCUCGACGCCGUCACGGCGUGGUUGAAGGAGAACGACAUCGAGGCGUCCAGCGCGUCCCCCGCGGGCGACUGGCUCACCUUCGACGUGCCCGUCAGCAAGGCGAACGAGCUCUUCGACGCCGACUACACCGUCUUCAAGCACACCGACGGCCAGGAGCUCAUCCGCACGCUCUCGUACUCCAUCCCGAAGGACCUCGCCGCGCACAUCGACGUCGUCCACCCGAGCAACACCUUUGCGGUCGCUUCGCGCGCGCCUGUCUUCAAGGCCGUCCAGGCGCAGUCGUCUGCCUCCAACCUCACCUCGCGCGCGGUCCCCUCCUCGUGCGCGUCGACCGUCACUCCUGCCUGUCUCCAGGCCAUGUACGGCAUCCCGACCACUUCCUCCGGCAAGUCAACCAACGUGCUCGCCGUGAGCGGCUUCAUCGACCAGUGGGCCAACCAGGCGGAUCUCAAGUCCUUCCUCACGAGCUUCCGCAAGGACAUCUCCUCGUCGACCACUUUCACUCUCCAAACCCUCGAUGGCGGCAGCAACCCGCAGACGCCGCGCAGCAACGCAGGUAUCGAGGCCAACCUCGACAUCCAGUACACCGUUGGUCUCGCGUCCCCCGUGCCCGUGCACUUCGUCUCCGUCGGUGACAACAACAGCGACGGCAUCGACGGCUUCCUCGACAUCGUCAACUUCUUCCUCAACAUGUCCACGCCCCCCACCGUCCUCACCACCUCGUACGGCUUUAACGAGCCCGACCUGACCUCGUCGAUGGCGAACUCGCUCUGCAACGCCUACAUGUCCCUCGGCGCGCGCGGCACCUCGAUCCUCUUCGCGUCCGGCGACGGCGGUGUCUCCGGCUCGCAGUCGCAGAGCUGCACGACCUUCAUCCCGACCUUCCCCUCCGGCUGCCCCUUCCUCACCUCCGUCGGCGCGACGACGGGCAUCACGGAGACCGCCGCGGACUUCUCCUCCGGCGGCUUCUCGAACAUCUUCGCCCGCCCCUCGUACCAGUCCUCCGCCGUGUCCACCUUCCUCACCGCGCUCGGCUCGACCAACUCCGGCAAGUUCAACACCACCGGCCGCGCCUUCCCCGACGUCUCCGCCCAGGGCGAGAAUGUCGAGAUCGCGUGGGACGCCCAGUUCGGCACCGUCGACGGCACCUCCUGCUCGUCCCCGAUCUUCGCCUCCGUGAUCGCCCUCCUCAACGACGAGCUCAUCGCCGCCGGCAAGAGCCCGCUCGGGUUCCUCAACCCGUUCCUGUACACCACCGGCGCCUCCGCGCUCACGGACGUCACCUCUGGCUCGAACCCCGGCUGCAACACGAACGGGUUCACCGCCAGGGCGGGCUGGGACCCCGUCACCGGGCUCGGCACCCCCAACUACGCCAAGCUCCGCACCGCGGUCGGCCUCUGA
Epithele typhae is the source of this 1650-nucleotide messenger RNA. Its product is annotated as family S53 protease-like protein. Gene Ontology annotation, molecular function: serine-type endopeptidase activity; tripeptidyl-peptidase activity. The record is from RefSeq and is a predicted model, not a curated record. Gene Ontology annotation, biological process: proteolysis. NCBI's taxonomy places the organism in Eukaryota, Fungi, Basidiomycota, Agaricomycetes, Polyporales, Epitheliaceae. The transcript has 5 exons. The coding region runs from base 1 to 1650 and encodes 549 amino acids.